Pneumocystis jirovecii RU7 is the source of this 2802-nucleotide messenger RNA. RefSeq names its product glucan 1,3-alpha-glucosidase ROT2. Gene Ontology annotation, molecular function: carbohydrate binding; alpha-glucosidase activity. The transcript is spliced from 11 exons. Bases 1 to 2802 code for a protein of 933 amino acids. The record is from RefSeq and is a predicted model, not a curated record. Gene Ontology annotation, biological process: N-glycan processing; carbohydrate metabolic process. Lineage: Eukaryota; Fungi; Ascomycota; Pneumocystomycetes; Pneumocystales; Pneumocystaceae. Gene Ontology annotation, cellular component: glucosidase II complex.
AUGAUUUUUUUUAAAAUUUCUUCAAAAAAAAAUGUAGAUCAUAAGGCUUUUAAAACAUGUGCUCAAUCUUCAUUUUGUAGACGUAAUAGACAUUUAGCAGAUCAAAAUAAUUUAAGAGAUAAAUAUAUACUUGACGAUUCCAAAUUAUCAUUAAACAAUGGAUUGCUUGAAGCAAUUGUUUUAAAAAUAUCUAAAUCAGACAUGCAAACUAUUCAUCUCCCAUUAUCUAUUUCAUUUUUAAAAACAGGUGUUGUUAGAGUCAAAAUAGAUGAAUUGCAGCGUCAAAUGGGAAAUAUUGAUAUACCAAACAAUAGUAAGAUUCGUAAGGAAAGAUAUAAUGAAACAGAAAAAUGGACAAUUGCUUCAAAUCUUCAGUUGGAUGAUAUGGUUCAAAACUACUCAAGAGAAUCAGGUGUAACAACUAUAAAAUAUGGAAAAGACUACAAACUUGAAUUAAGAAUAACACAUGAUCCAUUUAAAAUUAGUUUUUAUAGAAAUGGAAAUGCAGAAGUUUUAUUUAAUGAGCAUGGAUAUCUAAAUUUUGAACAUUGGCGUCCUAAACCAAUUGAAUAUUCAGAUAAUUAUGAAGCUCCAGAUCUUUAUGGAAUAUGGGAAGAAUCGUUUAAUGGGAUACAUGAUACAAAACCUCUGGGACCAGAAUCAGUUGCUUUAGAUAUUACAUUUGUAGAUUACGAACAUGUCUAUGGAAUACCAGAACAUUCAUCAAGUUUUUCUUUAAAAGAAACACGGUUAGGCGAGAAUAGAAGUUAUGAUGAACCAUAUCGGUUAUUUAAUACAGAUGUUUUUGAAUAUGAAUUAGAUAGCUCAGCAACUUUGUAUGGAAGCAUUCCUUUUAUGUAUGCUCACAAAAAAAAUUCAGGUGCUGCCAUUUUUUGGAUGAACCCAACAGAUACUUGGAUUGAUAUUGAAAAACAGAAGUCAGAUUUUCAGUUUUCAAAGAAUGCAAAUGUAUCAACCAAGACUCAUUGGAUAUCAGAAACUGGAUUAAUAGAUAUAUUUGUUUUUUUAGAUUCAGAUUUUAAAAAUAUUUUUAAACAUUAUGGAGAAUUAGUUGGAUAUACUGCUCUUCCAAAUAUUUUUUCACUUGGAUAUCAUCAAUCUCGUUGGAACUAUUUUGGAGAAGACCAUGUUUUUCAAGUUGAUACUAAUUUUGAUAAACAUAAUAUACCUUAUGAUGCUUUAUGGCUCGAUAUAGAAUACUCUCUUAAUAGAGCAUAUUUUAUUUGGGAUGAAGAUUAUUUCCCUGUUCCUAGUAAAAUACUAGAAAGACUUGAUUUUAAAAAACGUCAGCUUAUAAUAAUUGUAAAUCCUCACAUUAAAAAAGAUGAAGACUAUUUUGCCUAUAAAGAGCUAAAAGAAAAAGAACUUUUUAUAAGAUCCUCGAAUGGAGAUGUUUAUGAAGCUAAGUGCUGGCCAGGAGUUUCUAUAUGGGUAGAUGUUAUGUCAGAAGAAGCUGGUAAAUGGUGGUCUGAUAAAUUUCAAUAUGAAGUUUUAAAGAAGUCAUCAUUUUCUAACUUACAUAUUUGGAAUGAUAUGAAUGAGCCAUCUGUAUUUAAUGGACCAGAGUUAACAAUACAUAAAGAUGCUAUACAUCAUGGAGGUUGGGAAAAUAGAGCAAUUCAUAAUCUAUAUGGAUUUGUUGUACAAUAUUAUACUUAUUUAGGACUUUUAGAAAGAUCACAAAAAAAAAUACGGCCAUUCAUUUUAUCAAGAGCAUUCUGGGCUAGCACUCCACGUAUAGGAGCUAUCUGGAUAGGUGAUAAUGAAGCAUCAUGGGAACAUUUACGUGCUUCUAUACCUGAAAUACUCUCUUUAAAUAUCGCAGGAAUGUCUUUUUCCGGAGCUGAUGUUGGUGGUUUUUUUGGAAAUCCUUCUAAUGAAUUAUUAACACGUUGGUACCAAGCUGGGAUUUUUUAUCCUUUUUUUAGAGCACAUUCUCAUAUUGAUACUCGACUACGUGAACCUUGGACUGUCCCUGAUCCAUAUAAAUCAAUUAUACGUGACGCUAUAUGCAUAAGAUACCAACUUCUUCCAAUAUGGUAUACUGCUUUUUUUCUUGCAAGUACUACAGGAAUGCCAGUAUUGAGACCUCAGUUUUUUGAGUUUCCUGAUGACGAAGAAAGCUUUUCAAUUGAUGACCAAUACUUUUUAGGAAGUAGUGGGAUUCUUGUUAAGCCCGUUACUGAGGAAGGUGCAACUCAAGUAAGUGUUUAUUUUGCUGAUAAUGAGCCUUACUAUGAUUAUUAUGAUUUUUCUGUAUAUUAUGGCAAAGGUUACAAAACAAUUAAUUCUCCUCUUGAGAAAAUACCUAUAUUUAUUCGUGGUGGUUCAGUUAUUGUAAGACGUGAUAGAAUACGUCGUUCGUCCUUGUCAAUGAUGAACGAUCCAUUUACAGUUAUUGUUGCUCUUGAUAAUAAAGGAAAUGCUCAAGGAUCUUUAUAUUUAGAUGAUGGACAGUCUUUUGACAAUCUCGAAGGGCUUUAUUUUUAUAAAAAGUUUGUUUUUUUCUCAGAAAACUCUACUUUUACUUCAUAUAAUCUUCAUGACUCUAAUAAUGCAAAAAAAUAUUCUGAAAAGUUAAAAAAAAUUAGAAUAGAAAAACUUAUUAUACUUGGAACAGACAUUACCUUAAAAGCAGAAAACAGCGUAAAAAUCAUUCAUGAAAAAAAUACAUGGAAUGCAGAUGCUAUAAUUAAUACUUCGCAUGAUAAAAAAACAAAAGUAAUAACUAUCAGAGAUCCAAAAAUAUAUAUUAGCGAAAACUGGCAAGUUUCAUUAUGA